GCGCGCGCGCACACGCGACCGAGGGACAUCACACUGCCUCUUUUCUCUGCUGUCUUGUCACGCCCGAAUUUCAGAUACAAUCCCAAAGCACCGCUCACUUUAAAAAGCCCCUGCGGAAUCAUUAGGAACUCUCACCGCCCCCCCAAGGUAGCACAGGUUGUAAAUGCCAAAUUCAGAUCAAGAAGCUCAAACAUGGAGGUUCUCGAGACCACGUUGCCACAGUUGCCUGAUCAAGUCAAGGGCUCAUCAUUCCUCAACUUGACGACCGUAAUUGCUCUGUGUGUGUUCUUCGCUCUCCUGUGCGCAUGCAUUAUCAUUGGCCAUCUCCUACAUGGGAACCGGUGGGCCAACGAAUCCAUCACAGCCCUUUUGUUGGGAUUGUGCUCUGGAGGAGUGGUUUUGCUGGUCAGUAAAGGGCAGAGUUCGAAGUUGCUCAAUUUUAGCGAGAAUCUCUUCUUCCUCUACUUGCUUCCACCAAUCAUCUUCAAUGCUGGGUUCCAGGUCAAGAAAAAGCAAUUCUUCAAGAAUAUUUCGAUGAUAUUGUUGUUUGGAGUGCUUGGCACUGUCAUUUCCUUUUGCAUCAUAUCUCUGGGUGUAUUUUUGGUGUUCAACAGAAUCGGGGUGACAUCCCUUGAUGUUCAGGAUUACCUAGCUGUUGGUGCAAUAUUCUCCGCCACCGAUUCAGUUUGCACACUACAGGUUCUCAAUCAAGAUGAGACACCCUUCCUUUACAGUAUUGUGUUUGGAGAAGGAGUUGUGAAUGAUGCAACAUCUAUCGUGCUCUAUAACGCUGUACAGUCAAUCGACUUAAAAAAGAUUAGCGGCCUUACAGCAUUAAAGCUGCUCGGAACCUUCCUCUACCUAUUCUUCACCAGUACAGCUCUUGGUAUCGUGGCUGGACUUUUGAGUGCUUUCAUCAUAAAGACACUUUACUUUGGAAGGCAUUCAACAGAUCGCGAAGUCGCAUUGAUGAUGCUAAUGGCUUAUUUGUCAUACAUGUUGGCUGAGCUUAUGGAUCUCAGUGGGAUAUUAACAGUUUUCUUCUGUGGAAUCGUCAUGUCUCACUACACAUGGCACAACGUCACAGAAAGUUCACGGAUAACAACCAAGCAUGCAUUUGCAACAAUCUCAUUCAUUGCUGAAACUUUCAUAUUCUUAUAUGUCGGGAUGGACGCCUUGGACAUUGAUAAAUGGAAAAGCAGCAAGGCAAGCGCAGGAACUUCGAUUGCCGUCAGUUCAACUUUGUUCGCACUAGUAUUGGUUGGAAGGGCUGCAUUCGUGUUUCCCAUUUCAAACAUCAGGAAUUGCAUUAAAAGAAGAGAAGAAACAAAAGUCGAGUUUCGCCAACAGUUCAUUAUAUGGUGGGCAGGUCUGAUGCGAGGUGCGGUUACAAUUGCAUUGUCUUACAGCAAGUUUGCAUCGUCAUCGGAUACGUCAUCACAAGAUAGUUUGAUGAUCACUUCCACCAUAAUAGUUGUUCUAUUUAGUACAGGGGUGUUUGGUUCCAUAACGAAGCCUCUAAUAGAAGCAGUGUUGUUACGGCACUCGAGACCAAUGGUUUCUGAUGCUUCUGAUCUUCCGAGCCUAGAGGACUUGAGAUUCCUGUUCAUUGAAAAUGGCGACCCGAGUGAACAGGGACACAAUCAGAGAAAGAGAAGCUUGAGGUUGCUCAUGACGAACCCAGGCAUUAGCGUUCAUUACCUGUGGAGGAAAUUUGAUGACAGAUUCAUGAGGCCAGUCUUUGGUGGAAGGGGUUUUGUUCCAUUCGUUCCUGGAUCACCAACUGGCGAAGCAGAAGAAAGUCAAGAAAAUUCCUAAAUUAGAUGGUGAGUGCGAUUAUUGUUCCUUUUGUUUUGUCCAUGGAGUGAUUAAUAUUAUUUUUAGAGAAUCGAUAAAUGUAAAAGGAAGCUCGAGAUUAGCUGUAAAGAGUGGGGAAUACACUUUAUCGUGAUUUUGCACUUUUUAAAGUGUUAUCAUAUGUUUUCUC
Syzygium oleosum is the source of this 1987-nucleotide messenger RNA. RefSeq names its product sodium/hydrogen exchanger 1-like. The transcript has 14 exons. NCBI's taxonomy places the organism in Eukaryota, Viridiplantae, Streptophyta, Magnoliopsida, Myrtales, Myrtaceae. Gene Ontology annotation, molecular function: sodium:proton antiporter activity. Gene Ontology annotation, cellular component: membrane. The coding region runs from base 193 to 1818 and encodes 541 amino acids. The record is from RefSeq and is a predicted model, not a curated record. Gene Ontology annotation, biological process: proton transmembrane transport; regulation of pH; sodium ion transport.